ACUGGCUGAUUGGGUGGGGAGGGGAGGUUGUGUGCAGUUCACUUCAGACCCGCGUGGAAAGACGCACGAGACGCUCCUCACCGGCAGCAGGUAGCCUACUCUGUUCACCGGACCCUCCGCGCGCAUCGACCGACAUGUUGGGCGUCGUCGCCAAGCAGCUGAAGAGCCAUCCGGCGCUCAUCCCUCUCUUCAUCUUCAUCGGUGGCGGAGCAACCAUGAGCGUGAUGUACUUGGCUCGGCUGGCUCUGAAAAACCCCGACGUCUCAUGGGAUCGCAAGAACAACCCUGAGCCCUGGAACAACUUGCAGCCCAAUCAGCAGUACAAACUCUUCAAAGUUAACAUGGACUACUCCAAGCUGAAGAAGGACAGGCCGGAUUUCUAAGUCACUGUGACUUCACACCUCCAACUUCGACACAGUCGUCGGUGUGGGGAGCCCUUUGCACUUUUUAGAAAACCUAUACUCAUGACAUAUGAAGGUUGAGUCGCACUGCGUGCUGCACUCAUUAAUUUAUGUUAAUUUAAGUUCCCAAUGUGAAGGGAGGAAGGGAUCCUUCACAUAUCCGUGACUGUAUGAAUAAAACAGGCGGCCACCUGUUUUUACUAUAAUGAAGAAUUUAUUUUUGACUUCAUGUUAAUUAUUAAAACGAUUGUAAUCUCACAA
Messenger RNA from Pungitius pungitius (ninespine stickleback), 662 nucleotides. It is a transcript of the gene coxfa4b, whose product is annotated as NDUFA4 mitochondrial complex associated b. The record is from RefSeq and is a predicted model, not a curated record. The transcript has 4 exons. The coding region runs from base 135 to 383 and encodes 82 amino acids. Lineage: Eukaryota; Metazoa; Chordata; Actinopteri; Perciformes; Gasterosteidae.